UAAAAUAAAAAAAUCUAAAAAAAUAUAUUUUUAUUUUUUAAAAACCCCAAAACCCACCUUCCCACUCACUCUCAUCUUUUUCCUUCUCUCCUCUCACCACGUUCUUCCUCUGCUUCUUCCUUCCUUCCUCCUCUCUCUCUCUCUCUCUCUCACCAGAGCGCCAACAGUGUUGCAUCAGUAGGAGUUGGGUUCUGCAUCCAGCCACCGGCAACGACAGAGUCACGGGGUAUCCGCCAGCGGUAAAUGCAUCUACACCUUCAUAUUAGUAACCACCUUAUAUUAUAUAUAAGCAUCUCUCUCUCUCUCUCUCUCUCUAUGCCUCUUGGUUGAAAGGUCUCCGCCGUUCGGUCUUAGUUGGACUCGAGGCUGGAUUCCAUACUGUUCCAUUCCCUUUUACUUGUCUGUGUCUUUUCGUCUGCCCACGGUGCGCAGAUGAGAGGAGAGAGAGGCGCGGGACUCAGAAAACUGAACUCGCUCAUUUACUUUGAAAUCCUAUAGAACUCGGUACCUCCAGGGCCUAAAGGCAACCAACCCUUCCUCUGCAAGCAAAGCAGGCUUGCAAGAAACUGCGAAAUCAAAACAAAGGCUCGAAAUCAUCGGAAAGGGAGGCUUGUUUCUUGCCCUUGGAAAUCAAACUAUUGGGCAUGUGAUUGAAUCCUACGCCUCUUGAUGUCUCUUUUCAAACGAAUAGAUCAGGUGCACUCACGUUAUUUAACAAUAUAUACUUUCGAAUUGCAUUAUUUCAAAAUGGUUUUUGUUCAAGAAACAGGACGUUGUGUUCUUUACGGCCGUGCAACAGGAAGAAGAAAGGCUGCCUGGGGUCGCGCUUUCAUGGUACCUCUCAAACGCGCGUUCCUUCGCCCCAUGUCCCAAGGAGCUCGUAAGAAUGGCUAUUCCUCCACUAAUAGAACAAUCAAGAGCACCGAAAAUUAAUAGCUUGUGCUGCAUAAAUAUUUAAAUAGCAAAAAAGAACCAUGAUUUUAGUUAGUUGAAGGUGCUCUCAAAUGUUUGUUACUUCCUCCACAAGCCAAAAUCGUGUAGAGUUGACGAACAAUUGAGUGUCUGCAGUUUGCCUUCCCAAUAAAUAAAAAUAGAAAAAGCUCCGUAAAUUCUGAAAUGUCAAACCGUUCACAUCUUUUGUUCAAGAAAACUUAUUCAUGGAUGAUGCGCACAAGCAAUCAUUGCCUUUGCAAAGCAUUUAGUGUCGACGUUUACGUUUCAUUGGCUACUGUGACAUUGGACCGAUAAUGCAUCAUCUUGUCACAAGAAACCCCCUUCGAUGAUUUUAUAGAUAACUUGGUUUAGUUAAUUAUAAGCCUGUGAAUGAAAGUACCUAGAGGCCGUGUGUGAGGAAGCUAUUUGCCCUGUUUACAUUUUACAAAUAUGAGGCAUGAAGAAUGAGUUACCAGGGUAGAUCUUUAUCGUGUUAGAGCCAAUUGAUGAAACGGUCAGGCAAGGAGACGGUGAAGCAAGCCACCAUGGAAGAAGGCCGGAGAAUGAUCAUGACUAGAGAAAUGACAAAAGAAUGCAAGUCAAGCGCCGGUGGAACAGACCAGAGAUCAAGGUUGACUAGAGCACAGGCGACAGAAUUCAAUAGUGCAGGGCAAGGACUCGUUGAGGAAGUAUCAUCACGCAGAAUUCGAAAAAACGCAGAAGUCAAAGAAGGUGGAGGCCGUGAAUCUAGCAGAAAACAACCAACACGUAAGAAUGAGAACACAGCUAAGGAAGUUGCCAGAGUUGGCAUCCUUGUUAGCAACCACACUGCAAGUAAGAUAUCACCAACAGUGAGGCCGCCUAAGUUUUUGUGCAACAUUUGCAUGGAAAGGAAGCCAUUAAAUAGGUCGUUCCGACCUGAUUGUUGCACACACUUGUUCUGCUCUGACUGUGUUGUAGUGCACAUAGCCACCAAGAUACGUGAGAAUGUAUGCACAAUCAGAUGCAUGGAGUCGGGAUGCACGUCGGUUAUUGAGCUCAAAUCUUGUCUCGGUAUCUUGACUGCCGAGGUCAGUGAUCGUUGGGCCGCUUUGCUUAGUGAAUCACUGAUUCAGCCUGCUGAUAAGUACUACUGUCCAUUCAAGGAUUGCUCAGCACUGCUGUGGAACGACACUGCAGAAAAGCAGGCCAUAAAGGAAGCAGAGUGUCCACACUGUCAUAGGCUAUUCUGUGCGCAGUGCAAGGUUGGGUGGCAUGCAGGGAUUGACUGCCGAGAGUAUCGGAGGAUGGUGUCAUGGGAGAGGAGUGAUGAUGCCGUGAUGAAGAAUUUGGCUAAUACAAAGAAGUGGCGGAGAUGUUCUAAAUGCCAGGUUUACGUGGAGAAGAUUUCUGGUUGUCUGCAGAUCACUUGCAGGUGCGGCUUCAUCUUUUGCUACAACUGCGGGUCAGCAUGGUCUCCGCAGCAUUACCAAUGUCGCGGUUUAUUGUAGACACUAGAUAGUAUCCCAAAACUCACCUCGUUCUUACUGAUACAAAGUCUAUACCCUGCCUUUGAUGUUUGAACUUUGAAAGCAAAACUAAGCUAGCUGCGCUCAAAAUAUGAAAGCGAACUAAAAAUAUCUUGAUCGAUUUUGAGAUUGAGAUUGAGUUUUAAUGUUAAAGAUUGAGCUGAGUUGAACUAAAAACACCCAGCGACUGCUUUUAUUUUGCCUGCUUCGGUUAUAAAUACGUACCAGUUUCCUUUUGAUUGCCUUGGUUUACUGAUCUCCCUCUUCCCGCCCUCUUUCUGGGUUGCGAUUGAACAGCGUAUGCUGAUCCACCUUCAAGGCUGGCAAGGCAAAUUACUCUCCUUUAUAGUAGGAUUACUCUGGUCAAGC
Nymphaea colorata (pocket water lily) is the source of this 2810-nucleotide messenger RNA. RefSeq names its product E3 ubiquitin-protein ligase RSL1-like. Gene Ontology annotation, molecular function: zinc ion binding; ubiquitin protein ligase activity; ubiquitin conjugating enzyme binding. Gene Ontology annotation, biological process: positive regulation of proteasomal ubiquitin-dependent protein catabolic process; protein polyubiquitination; ubiquitin-dependent protein catabolic process. The record is from RefSeq and is a predicted model, not a curated record. The coding region runs from base 1440 to 2423 and encodes 327 amino acids. Gene Ontology annotation, cellular component: cytoplasm; ubiquitin ligase complex. Lineage: Eukaryota; Viridiplantae; Streptophyta; Magnoliopsida; Nymphaeales; Nymphaeaceae. The transcript has 7 exons.